This is a messenger RNA of Myotis myotis, 5286 nucleotides long. It is a transcript of the gene TLK2, whose product is annotated as tousled like kinase 2. The record is from RefSeq and is a predicted model, not a curated record. Lineage: Eukaryota; Metazoa; Chordata; Mammalia; Chiroptera; Vespertilionidae. Bases 449 to 2725 code for a protein of 758 amino acids. Gene Ontology annotation, cellular component: nucleus. Gene Ontology annotation, biological process: chromosome segregation; intracellular signal transduction; peptidyl-serine phosphorylation. Gene Ontology annotation, molecular function: protein serine/threonine kinase activity; ATP binding. The transcript has 22 exons.
CGAUCCGGAUUAAGGGGCCGGAGGCGGGUCUUGGGUACCAGCGGUUCCGACACCCCCCGCCCUCUGCGCCGCACCCGAGUGGCCCCCAGCCGAGCGGGUCCCCACCUCCCGGCCCGGCCUGGGCCCUCCUGCGCCUUCCGUGGCCUUUGUCCGGCGCCGGGAGGCCGGUCCCGCCACCCCCGCUGCCGCCCGGGCCCGGGCCCGCGUCGGGCGCCUGGCUCUGUACGCGAGCCCGGGGAUCUGCGGCCUCCGCGGCCCCCCUCCCCCGCCCGCCCUCUCGUGGAGCCCGGCGCCGGCGGCGGCUGCCCGGGCGGGGGUUGCGGCGCUCAGGAGAGGCCCCGGCUCCGCCCCGGGCCUGCCCAGGGGGAGAGCAGAGCGAUCUGCAGCCGGGUCGGGUCGGGGCCCCUCCCUGGAGGAGCGUGGAGCGGCGGCGGCGGCGGCAGUAGAAAUGAUGGAAGAAUUGCAUAGCCUGGACCCACGACGGCAGGAAUUAUUAGAGGCCAGGUUUACUGGAGUUGGUGUUAGUAAGGGGCCACUUAAUAGCGAGUCUUCAAACCAGAGCUUGUGCAGUGUGGGGUCCUUGAGUGAUAAAGAAGUAGAGACUCCUGAGAAAAAACAGAAUGACCAGAGAAACCGGAAAAGAAAAGCUGAACCAUAUGAAACUAGCCAAGGGAAAGGCACACCUAGGGGACAUAAAAUUAGUGAUUACUUUGAGUUUGCUGGGGGAAGCGGGCCAGGAACCAGCCCUGGCAGAAGUGUUCCACCAGUUGCACGAUCCUCACCGCAACAUUCCUUAUCCAAUCCCUUACCGCGACGAGUAGAACAACCCCUCUAUGGUUUAGAUGGCAGCACUGCAAAGGAGGUCUCGGAGGAGCAGUCUGCUCUGCCAACCCUGAUGUCAGUAAUGCUAGCAAAACCUCGGCUCGACACAGAGCAGCUGGCACAGAGGGGAGCUGGCCUCUGCUUCACUUUUGUUUCAGCUCAGCAAAACAGUCCCUCUUCUACAGGAUCUGGUAACACAGAGCAUUCCUGCAGCUCCCAGAAACAGAUCUCCAUCCAGCACAGACAGACCCAGUCUGACCUCACAAUAGAAAAAAUAUCUGCACUAGAAAACAGUAAGAAUUCUGACUUAGAGAAGAAGGAGGGAAGAAUAGAUGAUUUGUUAAGAGUAAAAUGUUGUUUUCCAUUGAAGGCCAACUGUGAUUUGAGACGGCAGAUUGAUGAACAGCAAAAGAUGCUAGAGAAAUACAAAGAACGAUUAAAUCGAUGUGUGACAAUGAGCAAGAAACUCCUUAUAGAAAAGUCAAAACAAGAGAAGAUGGCAUGUAGAGAUAAGAGCAUGCAAGACCGCUUGAGAUUGGGCCACUUUACCACUGUCCGACACGGGGCCUCUUUUACUGAACAAUGGACAGAUGGUUAUGCUUUCCAGAACCUUAUCAAGCAGCAGGAAAGGAUAAAUUCACAGAGGGAAGAAAUUGAAAGACAGCGGAAAAUGUUAGCAAAGCGGAAACCUCCUGCCAUGGGACAGGCCCCUCCAGCAACCAAUGAGCAGAAACAGCGGAAAAGCAAGACCAAUGGAGCUGAAAAUGAAACGUUAACAUUAGCAGAAUACCAUGAACAAGAAGAAAUCUUCAAACUCAGAUUAGGUCAUCUUAAAAAGGAGGAAGCGGAGAUCCAGGCAGAGCUGGAAAGGCUAGAAAGGGUUAGAAAUCUACAUAUCAGGGAACUAAAAAGGAUACAUAAUGAAGAUAAUUCACAAUUUAAAGAUCAUCCAACGUUAAAUGACAGAUAUUUGUUGUUACAUCUUUUGGGUAGAGGAGGUUUCAGUGAAGUUUACAAGGCAUUUGACCUAACAGAACAAAGAUAUGUAGCUGUGAAAAUUCACCAGUUAAAUAAAAACUGGAGAGAUGAAAAAAAGGAGAAUUACCACAAGCAUGCAUGUAGGGAGUACCGGAUUCACAAAGAACUGGAUCAUCCCAGAAUAGUUAAGCUGUACGAUUACUUUUCACUGGACACGGACUCGUUUUGUACAGUAUUAGAAUACUGUGAGGGAAAUGAUCUGGACUUCUACCUGAAACAGCACAAAUUAAUGUCGGAGAAAGAGGCCCGAUCCAUUAUCAUGCAGAUUGUGAAUGCUUUAAAGUACUUAAAUGAAAUAAAACCUCCCAUCAUACACUAUGACCUCAAACCAGGUAAUAUUCUUUUAGUAAAUGGUACAGCAUGUGGAGAGAUAAAAAUCACAGAUUUUGGUCUUUCCAAGAUCAUGGAUGAUGAUAGCUACAAUUCAGUGGAUGGCAUGGAGCUCACGUCACAAGGUGCUGGUACUUAUUGGUAUUUACCACCAGAGUGUUUUGUGGUUGGGAAAGAACCACCAAAGAUCUCAAAUAAAGUUGAUGUCUGGUCAGUGGGUGUGAUCUUCUACCAGUGUCUUUAUGGAAGGAAGCCUUUUGGCCAUAACCAGUCCCAGCAAGACAUUCUGCAAGAAAAUACUAUUCUUAAAGCUACUGAAGUACAGUUUCCGCCAAAGCCAGUAGUAACACCUGAAGCAAAGGCAUUUAUUCGGCGAUGCUUGGCCUACCGAAAGGAGGACCGCAUCGAUGUCCAGCAGCUGGCCUGUGACCCCUACUUGCUGCCUCACAUCCGAAAGUCGGUCUCCACAAGUAGCCCUGCUGGAGCUGCUAUUGCAUCAACCUCCGGGGUGUCCAAUAACAGUUCUUCGAAUUGAGACCCACUCCUAGGCCACAGACUGUUCAACAUACACAGUGGACAAAUGGCAUUCAGCAGCGGGUUUGGAACAUAGCGAAUCCGAAUGGAUCUCAUGAAACCUGUACCAGGUGCUUUUAUUUUCUUGCUUUUUUCCCAUCCAUAGAGCAUGACAGCAUCGAUUCUCAUUGAGGAGAAACCUUGGGCACCUCUGGCCAGGCCUCGUAGGAAAAGGCCCCGCCCGAGGUUCCGGCGUCAACGGCCACUGUGUGUGGCUGCUCUGAGUGAGGAAAAAAAUUAAAAAGAAAAACUGGUUCCAUGUACUGUGAACUUGAAAACAUGCAGACUCAGGGGGGGUCCCUGAUGCAGUGCUUCAGAUGAAGAAUGUGGACUUGAAAAUACAGACUGGGCUAGUCCAGUGUCUAUAUUUAAACUUGUUCUUUUCUUUUAAUAAAGUUUAGGUAACAUCUCCUGAAAAGCUUGUAGCACAAAGGCUCAGCUGGGGAUGGUGUUUGACUUUGGAGGAAAAAAGUUGCUAUUGCCCGUUAAAGGCACUAGAGUUAGUGUUUUAUCCCUAAAUAAUUUCAAUUUUUAAAAACAUGCAGCUUCCCUCCCCCCUUUUUUAUUUUUGAAGAAUACAUUUGGUCACAAAGUGAAACCCGUAUUAGCAAGUACGUGGCAAUGUUCAUUCCAAUCAGAUGCAGCUUUCUCCUCCGUCUGGUCUCCUGUGUGCAAUUGCUUCCCUCAUGUCAGUAGGGAAAAAAUUGAGUGGGAGUACUGAGAUGUGUGGGCUUUUGCCAUUGGACAAAGAAUGAGGUUAGAAGACUGCAGCUUGGGUCUCUCUAGGUUUUCAACUAUUUCUUCACAAUUUAAACACUUGACGGUUGUCCCUUUUAAUUUAUUUGAAGUGCUAUUUUUUUAAAUAAAGGUUCAUCUGUCCAUGCAGUCCUCUUGGAUUCUCUGAAUGUAGUAACUAUCGCAACUGUUGAAAGGCAGGCAGAAAACAGGCUGGGCAGCCAAAUCCAAUGCCCCAGGGAUCAGGAGUCCUACCCGCAGUCUCUGUGUGCUCGCUAAAUGGUGCACAUUACUUGUUAACCACAAUAUUAAAACUCGAUCAGCACAUAAGCUUUCCUCUGUUAGAUCUUUUGGCAGGAAAUAACCUCCAACCUCUAAAUUUCGUGAGUGUGUGCUGGUGUGUGUGUCUGUGUGCAUGUGCACACGUACUUUGUCUAACUCACUUUAAUAGAUGCACUAAGUGGAGGUAAAACAUAAUCUCAAGGGAAAUAGGUAUUUCAAAUAUGAACUCUUUUUGGAACUAAUAUUUUUUUUUAAUGUGGCUGUUUCUGAGAUGUGAUCAACUGAAGAUGGAGCUAAAAUGGGAGCUGCGAGGCCCUACCGUGCCCUUGAAACAGCAGAGCACUCGGCAGUGGAGAGGAGGCAGAGCCCGAACAUGUGGUAGCCAGCUUGGAAUGUUACUGACAUAUGUGGCAAAAGGGCUUAGCCAGAAAUAUUUAAAGAUGCAGCAUUCAGGCAUGCGAGUUCCCUGGGCAGGGGGAGGGGAGUCAGGAAGGGUAGAGAGCUCUCAACUAACUCAAGACACUAGUGUUUCUUUUAUAUAUGAUAAAUGCCACUGGUGACAUGUUUCUUAGGUCCUUUGUUUGUUCUAUGAACCUGCCCCUCGCCCCAGAAUCAGGCCGUCUUAAGGGAAGCGGAGUUCCAAAUUGGAGAGAGGCAUGUGGGUAGGUAUCAUCCUGUGGACUCUGAAUAGAAGGAAUUCAGCCCCAGAGCCCUUGGUGCUGCCAACUUUCUAAAGCUGUUUUAUUGCAGUGUAUAUUUAUACACAUGUGCACAUAAACACACAGACAAAUAUCUGUGCACACAUGAUGUGUGUGUAAAAUACCUUUUUUAACUAUUACAAUCAAGCUACAAAGCGGAGAGUACCCAGGGGAUCUCAAAGGUUGAGCACAAUGCCAAAAGGAUGGUGUCUGCACAUGAAGAGAUGAAGUUGACACUAGAUUUAAAUUUACUCCGAAUAUUAAAUUCUGUUCCUUUUUUCCUCCCUCUCACUCAAUAAUCUUGUAAAAAUUUUUAACUUUUUUAGCAGUUUAAGAAAUGCUGCAUCUUUCAGCUUUCCCUCUAACGUCCUGCCUCCUUUUUCCGCAUGGGCUACACGAAGCUGCAGGGCUUUACUUACCUUUCUUUUCUACCUGGUCCUGAAGAAGGGAUGCCCUCUCUCCUUGCUUUCGUUGAGUCUAGGGCCUAGUUGAAGCUGCCUGGGCUUGGUUGAGUCUGGGCAAGGCCUCUUUCCACUGCAUGGACCAGCCCCAGAAAACAUGCAGAAGGUUGACCUUUACCAGACUUUUAAAUAGCCAGUGAAAUCACUAAGUGGGGUUCUUCCACGAUAUAUUUUGUUAAUAUGGGUUUCACUUUUUCCAAGGAUAAUCCCUUAUUGCCAUGAUGUUGAUUUACUUUAAACUGAUUUUUUAAAUGUGUAUUAAUUUGUAAUGAAAUCCAGCCAGACUGUUUUGGCCUUUCCCAAUCUGGGGGGUGGGGAGGAUAUUAAAAUAAGUUUUAAGAAGUGAA